Molecule: messenger RNA, 639 nt
Organism: Lactuca saligna
Lineage: Eukaryota; Viridiplantae; Streptophyta; Magnoliopsida; Asterales; Asteraceae
Source: the annotation of a GenBank genome assembly
AUGAUCACAAGAUCCAUAGAAAAUGACCACAAGAUCCAUAGAGGGUGCUCUGCGGAUCAAUUGAAGUUUUUGAGAAUGGAUGCACACCUCUACAAAAAUGAGGUGGCAUCGCUAUACGACAAAAAAAAAUUCAGGGUUUUAAGGAUCCACAGAGGCAUCUCUUCGGAUCGUCUUUUCUCUGCGGAUUCUUUAUUGCUCUGUGGAUCUCCUAUUCUUCCUUACUUGAACGCAGAAGGAGAUCAACAGAGGUCCUCUGCUCAAGAACAGAUCCACAGAGGAGCCCUCUGCGGAACGAUAUGUAGCCAGGAUUGGGACGUUUCGAUUCGAGUUACAGGCAGGGUGGUUGAAUAUGGUGAAACGAAAUUUUGUUUGAUUAGCGAUUUGAGAUGUGGACCAUAUGUUGAUAUAAUAAAUACAAAAGUCAGCACAAGUUCAGCAUUAAGGAAUCAGUUGUUCCCUAAUGUGAGAGAUGAAGAUUUACGGCUGAAAGAUUUAGAAGAGUACAUAAAAGGGUCAGCAUUCUCGACGUGUAGCAAUGAGGAUGCGGUAAUGGUUAUGCAAAUGAUGCUUUUGUUGACGGGUCUCAUAGGACGAGACAGCAAUACGUGCAUUCCGCCGACAGUGUAUGAGCUACGAUAG